Messenger RNA from Fukomys damarensis (Damara mole-rat), 3006 nucleotides. RefSeq lists its product as uncharacterized. The record is from RefSeq and is a predicted model, not a curated record. Gene Ontology annotation, biological process: virion assembly. The coding region runs from base 61 to 1089 and encodes 342 amino acids. The transcript is spliced from 3 exons. Lineage: Eukaryota; Metazoa; Chordata; Mammalia; Rodentia; Bathyergidae.
UGUGUCUUGUCUGUGUCCUGUCUGUUGAGUGUUAACUUUACAUUCAUUCCUAGGAACAAGAUGGGAGGAUCGAGCUCCAAAAACACCCCAUUGGACUGUUUUCCCACUAACUUUAAAUUGGCUUUUUCCCCUGAGCAGGAAGAUGAAUAUGGAAUGAAGUUUUCUCGAGGGAAACUUCGAACCCUCUGCAACUUGGAGUGGCCCGCCUUCGGAGGGGGCUGGCCAGCUGAGGUUUCUUUCGAACCAAGACUUUGUCGGGCAGUAUGGGCAAAGGUCAUUGAACACCCUGGCCACCCCGACCAAUUCCCUUAUAUUACUAUCUGGGCCCAGGCCUGUGAAGAACCUCCGGCAUGGCUGCAGCACUGCUCCCUGCGCACCAGUUCUCAUAUUCUGGUAAUGGUACCAAAUGGGAUAAAGUCCGCAAAGCGGCAGGCACCCAGGCCGGUGUUCUCCCAGGAGCCGGACCCCUUAGAGCCUACUGACCCCAGGUUAAGACCCCCUCCACAUGCAGAACCAUCCCCUGGGGAGGCAGAAGUUAAGUCCAUCUACCCAUCUCCCCCGAAAGAAGGGGAGAUCCCAGAUUCCACCACCUCUCCUUCCCGUACCCGAGGGGGCUCUGCUUAUGGGCCCACGGAGGUGCCCCAGGAGAGACCGGACCCAGUCCCUGUGCUCCCAUUGAGAGAAAUAGAACAAGGUCAUUAUGUAUACAUUUCUUUCUCUACAAGUGAUUUAUACAACCUGAAGCACCAGAAUCCCCUGUUCUCUGAGAAGCCGCAAGCCCUAAUCUCCCUCCUUGAGUCUGUGUUUAAUACCCAUGACCCCACCUGGGAUGAUUGUCAGCAACUUUUACAGGCUCUGCUCACAUCCGAGGAACGAGAAAGAAUUAGAAGACACGCUAUUCAGUCAGUGCUGGGGGGAGCUGAGGGGCUUGUUGACGACCAACAACAACAGGCCCGAGUUGAAGCACAACUCCCCAUCUCCCAUCCCAAAAGGGAAUCGAAUUCCAAGGAGGUAGGGAAGCUCUUCGCAACUACCGUCAGCAUCUCCUGGCCGGUCUUAGGGGAGCCGCUCGCCAGCCUACCAAUUUGAGCAAGGUAAGUGAGGUCCUACAAGGGCCUGAGGAAUCCCCCUCUGCAUUCCUGGAGCGUUUACUGGAGGCGUACUGCACGUACACUCCGAUUGACCCAGACGCUCCAGCGAUCAGGCAGGCAAUUAAUCUGGCUUUUGUAACUCAGUCGGCCCCAGAUAUUUGGAAAAAAUUACAGAGAAUUGAGAGCUUUGAAGGAGAGAAUAGGGAAAAAUUGAUAAGUGUAGCAAUGAAGGUGUUCACAAACAGGGAUCCACCCGAAGAUAGAAUAACUAAAAAGAUGGCAAGGAUAAAUAUAAUGAUGAUGGCAGAAGAGUGUUUUAUACAGAAGGGGAGAAAAAUGAAAUGGGGAAAUAAGAAUUUAAACUAAUCGGAGGAGAAGAAAAUUCUCCAGAACAGGACUUGCAGGAGGUAAAAAGCUGGGUGGAGACCAUCCACCCAAUGGUACCGAACCCCUACACACUGCUGAGCCUCAUUCCGCCUGCACAUGUAUGGUAUUCAGUUCUUGAUCUCAAAGAUGCAUUUUUCAGCCUGCCCUUGGCACCAGUAAGCCAGCCGCUCUUUGCAUUUGAAUGGACAGACCCGGACACUGGAACUACUGGACAAUUGACAUGGACUCGAUUGCCACAAGGCUUUAAGAACUCCCCCACACUGUUCGGGGAGGCUCUCAGCAGAGAUCUACAAGAGCCACCGAGGGACUCCUGGAGGCCCUACAAGGUCUGGGAUAUCGAGUGUCCUGAAAGAAAGGCCAGAUCUGCAAAACCAAGGUAACUUACUUGGGUUAUGUUCUUGAAAAGGGAAAAAGAAAGUUAGCUGAAUCCAGGGUGUCAGCGAUCCUUCAGAUCCCCAUGCCCCGCUCAAAGAAGCAGGUGUGUGAGUUCCUGGGGGCCAUAGGAUACUGCAGAAUUUGGAUACCUAGCUUUGCUGAAAUUGCCAAACCCCUGCAUGAGGCUAUGGUGGGGGGAACUACACCCCUUGAGAUAUUUUCACUGAUAGCCAUUAUGCUUUUGCUACUGCCCAUGUACAUGGAGAAAUUUAUCAGAAUAGAGGACUUUUAACAUCAGAUGGGAAAGAAAUUAAAAACAAAGUUGAGAUAUUGGCUCUGCUGCAAGCCAUUUGGCUGUCAAGGGAGGUUGCCAUCAUUCACUGCCAUGGACAUCAAAGGAAUUCCAGCCCUGAAGCGAUUGGAAACAACGCAGCUGACCAGGCAGCAAAGCAAGCUGCCCAAAAAUCAGUGGGGAAACAAAUGGUGCUGCUACCUACACCCGUGCUCCCAGACAGACCUGAAUACACAGAGGAAGAAAUAACGGAGAUGAGUAAGAACCACUGGACAAAGGAAAGCAUGGAUGGUGAACGACAGAUGAAGGGAAGGUCGUUCUGCCAGCCACGGUGGCCAACACUUUGCUAAAUGAGCUCCAUGAAUCCACCCACCUAGGAGAAAAGAGGAUGAUGGCCCUGCUACAGCCCCACUUUGUCAGCAGAGAAUUAGCCCAGAAGGCCCGGGACAAAGUGAGACCGUGCCCCACCUGCCUCAAGGUUUGACUCCAAGACCUUGGAACCACGGUGGAAGGGGUCUUUUCCAGUUGUCCUGUCUACUCUGGCUGUGAAGGUUGCGGGACACCCGACAUGGAUCCAUCGCAACCACCUCAAGCCCGGACUGGACAACAGCCCAGAGGUGCACAGAAAAUGGAGCGUUGUCAGCAAACCCAGAGAAUUGAAAGUAAAACUCCACUCAACUGGACCUGCAUUAUGAUCUGGGUGAUUUCCCUUGGGAAAAUAAUAGCGUUGUCCAAAGAGAACUUAGGUCAUACUAAAAAUGUUUGGGUACAAUUAGCUGAAUCCCUAAAUUUGUCUGAAAUAUGUUUAAAUGCUGAUGUGAAUUUUCAUUAUGUGCUUGGAAGUUGUUUGGUUCCAGUAUG